Sinocyclocheilus rhinocerous is the source of this 921-nucleotide messenger RNA. RefSeq names its product serine/threonine-protein kinase 38-like. The record is from RefSeq and is a predicted model, not a curated record. Bases 61 to 804 code for a protein of 247 amino acids. Gene Ontology annotation, molecular function: ATP binding; protein serine/threonine kinase activity. The transcript is spliced from 7 exons. Gene Ontology annotation, biological process: intracellular signal transduction; peptidyl-serine phosphorylation. Lineage: Eukaryota; Metazoa; Chordata; Actinopteri; Cypriniformes; Cyprinidae.
GGUCAUAUCCGGGCGGAGCGGGACAUCUUGGUUCAGGCAGACAGUCUGUGGGUGGUGAAAAUGUUCUACAGUUUUCAAGACAAACUGAACCUUUACUUACUCAUGGAGUUCCUGCCCGGAGGAGACAUGAUGACGCUGCUGAUGAAGAAGGACACACUGACCGAGGAGGAGACGCAGUUUUACGUAGCUGAGACCGUUCUGGCCAUCGACUUUAUCCACCAGCUGGGCUUCAUUCACCGAGACAUCAAACCAGACAACCUGCUGCUGGACUCCAAGGGUCACGUCAAGCUGUCUGAUUUCGGCUUGUGUACGGGACUCAAAAAGGCGCAUCGGACCGAGUUUUAUCGCAACCUGAACCACAGCCAAUCAAACGACCUCACGUUUCAGCACAUGAACUCCAAGAGGAAGGCCGAGACGUGGAAGAGAAACCGGAGGCAGCUGGCCUUCUCCACGGUGGGAACGCCGGACUACAUCGCGCCGGAGGUCUUCAUGCAGACCGGAUACAACAAGCUCUGCGAUUGGUGGAGUCUGGGCGUCAUCAUGUUCGAGAUGCUGAUUGGUAAGAAAGAGAGACCCGCCGCGAUCCCCAUCGAGAUCAAGAGCAUCGACGACACGUCCAACUUCGACGAGUUCCCCGAGUCCGACAUCCUGCAGCCCACCAGUCCGGCGGUGGCGAGCAACCAUCACUCGGAGUCGGACUACAAGAACAAGGACUGGGUCUUCAUCAACUACACCUACAAGCGCUUCGAGGGCCUGACAGCCAGAGGAGCCAUCCCCGCCUACAUGAAGAGCGGCAAACGGUGAAUCCUGGGCGAUUCUGAAACGGUUAAGGUGGAUGCAACAUAUGCACGCAGAAUUCAUACAACUAAAUAUUCUGGGGGCCAUGAAAUAUUAGUGAAAAUCAGCAACAAUGCUGGCGGU